Molecule: messenger RNA, 1344 nt
Organism: Lasiosphaeria miniovina
Lineage: Eukaryota; Fungi; Ascomycota; Sordariomycetes; Sordariales; Lasiosphaeriaceae
Product: putative MAK32 protein
Exons: 4
Coding region: 1-1344 (447 amino acids)
Source: RefSeq, a predicted model, not a curated record
AUGGAUAUACAUAAUUCCAAGGAUGCUUGCGAUGCCGAAGGGACCCAGCGUCUCCCGCAAUCUGGCGGCGACAACUCCGUCUUCGCGGGUUCCAGUGGCCAAGACAAUACCAGUACCAUCGACUUUGUCACUCUGGGCAUGUUCAUAAUUGACGAGAUCGAGUAUCUCCCUCCUAAGCCUCCAGUGCGCGGUGUGCUCGGUGGCGCCGGUUCCUACUCGGCGUUGGGGGCGCGUUUAUUCUCUCCCCCGCCGCUUUCCAAGUCGGUCGGCUGGUUCGUAGACCGAGGCUCUGACUUCCCCGAGGCCAUCACGGCGGUCGUAGACAGCUGGGAAACGUCUGCUGUGAUGCGGACCUCGCCCGACCGGCUGACAACCCGGGGCUGGAACGGCUAUGUUGAUCAGUCGGAGCGCCGAGCCUUCCGCUAUACGACGCCUAAAAAGCGUCUAACGGCCGAGGACCUUGCUGAAAACCUCUACUUGCUUCAGGCGCGGGCUUUUCACCUCAUCUGCAACCCAACCCGGUGCCGCGAGCUUGUAACCGACAUCGUCGCCCGGCGAAAGGCCGCGGACCCCGAAGGCUACACACGGCCCGUGUUCAUCUGGGAGCCAGUCCCUGACCGCUGUGUACCCGACGAGUUGCUGAACUGCACCAAUACGCUUCCGCUCGUCGACAUCUGCAGUCCAAAUCAUGCCGAGCUGGCCGGCUUCAUGGGCAGCGACGGCCUCGACCCGGCCACGGGCGAGAUCAGCACCGCCGCCAUCGAACAGAACUGCGAGCAGCUGCUCGCCAGCAUGCCGCUGCAGAGCUACGCCCUUGUCGUGCGGGCCGGAGAAAAGGGGUGUUUUAUAGCUAAGAAUGGCGGCCGCGUACGCAGCCGCCCUUCAACUACUAGCGAUGGCAAAAAACAACAGCAGAAGCAGAAAAUGCCCGUGAAAAAGAAAGAGCUCUUACACGGCGGCCUCCAGCCCGACACGGACUUUAUAGCACUCUUCGCCAACCUCGUGCAAGACGACGAGGGCUUUGUCGCCCGCGAAGAAAUCGAAGUUGACCCGGGCAUUGAGAGGUGGAUUCCCGCCUAUUACCAACCAAGCAGCAGUGGCCCCGAAAAGGACGGGCCCGUCGUCGACCCAACGGGCGGCGGCAACACCUUUCUCGGUGCGCUGGCUGUCGCCCUCGCCCGCGGCAAGCCGGUCGGGGAGGCGUGCGUGUGGGCGAGCGUUGCGGCUAGCUUCGCCAUCGAGCAGGUCGGCGUCCCUGUGCUCGGCCGCGACCGCGACGGAAACGAGACGUGGAAUGGCGUGAGGGUGGAGGAUCGUCUUGCGGAAUUCCGGCGCCGUUUAUGA